AAAUGUGCUGAUCACACGGUAUCCGAUAAAACGUUCUACAAGACUUUUGCACGAACAUUUUCUACCGAUAAUCAAGUGGUGCGCUCAGUUAUUGCUCUCCUCACCUACUACAAGUGGAGAAAAUUUUCCAUCAUCACUGAAGAUGAACCCAGGUUUUUACGAGUUUCGGAAAAACUUGAAGAUCAAGCCAAACGGAGCAACAUGGUAAUUAACACGAAGAGCACAUUCCGACGCCAUGACAUUUGUUGUGAAGAAAAACUCCCCUGCUGUAAAAAACCAUUUAUGAAGAUAGUUAAAAACACAUAUAGUAAAACAAGAGUAUACGUCGUUUUCGGAAUUAUGAAGUACUUAAGGGAAUUGUUGAUACUGAUGCGAAUGCUGAGGCUCUUUGAUGAGGAAUAUAUUGUUAUAUAUGUUCAUUUGGAGUGGCAUAAACCAUCCCAAUCCCAUACAUAUUUCUACAAUCCAGUCGAGGUGAAUAACGUUUUAAGCGCCACCAUGGAAGCAGCUAGAUCACUUUUAGUCAUAGUGCCCUCGCCAGUAACAGAAGAAGGUUAUGAAGACUUCCACGAUGAAGUUCGAAAGUAUAACCAGCUUCCACCGUUUAGCCUCCCAAGUCUUAAUACACUUAAGAAGUUUAAGAAACAAAUUACAGAGUACGCGGCCUUACUUUACGACGCUGUUUUUCUUUACGCUGAAGCACUUUCAGAAGUGCUAAAAGAAAACAUGGAUCCCAGAAAUGGAACACUUAUUAUUCAAAAAAUCAUCGCCAGAGGACAGUAUCGAAGUAUAACAGGACAGAUUAUGCAUAUUGACGAAAAUGGUGACGUAGAAGGAAAUUACACCGUAUUGGCGCUACAGCCUAAACCUAGAAAUCUCAAACUAAAAGUAUUUUACGGAACUGAUCCAGAAAUACCAUACACCAUGCUACCCGUUGGUAUGUUUUUCUCCGAUCCCGACAACAAAGACAAAAGGAUUUUCCAGCCCAAUGAGAGCUGCCAUAUUCCAUGGGUGAAAGGCAGAGUACCACUUGACGAGCCACCUUGUGGAUAUGAUGGAAGUGGUUGUAAACCGCCACCUGAGAAUAGGCGAAAAAUAUCCGCCGGAGUAUUGGGAAGCUUGUUGUUCAUUGCAAUUAUAAUAUCAACAAUAGUGUACAGAAAUUGGGUAUACGAGCAGAAGAUUGCGGGAUUACUGUGGAAAUUGGACAUCAAAGACCUGGAGUUCCAUGGACUAAAUGGGCACGGUUGUUCCUCAAGUAGUCGGGUCAGCUUACCAAGUCAAGUUUCAUUGGAAUCGAGAACUUGCGGUCACGUGUUUACUCAAACAGCUGUUUAUAAAGGGAAAAUAGUGGCUGUGAAACAGAUGACACUCAGUAAGAAGACAGCAGACAUCCCAAGAGAUAUAAAGAAGGAAAUGAAAUUGAUGCGGGAACUUCAUCAUGACAAUAUAAACUCAUUCAUAGGCGCGUGCGUUAUUCCAAACAAGCUUAUCGUUAUCACAGAAUAUUGUCCGAGAGGGAGUUUACAGGAUAUCCUGGAGAACGACGACAUUCGUUUGGACAAUAUGUUUAUAGCGUCUCUGGUGUUUGAUUUGAUCAAGGAAUGCUCUAACCUCUUGUGGAAGGCUCCAGAACAACUGCGAGACCCACACUUACAUCCAAAAGGAACGAAGGAAGGAGACGUUUAUUCAUUUGGCAUCAUUCUCCAUGAAAUUAUUGGCCGCCAGGGGCCGUUUGGAAACUCUAACUUAAGCCCAAAGGAGAUAAUCAAGCGAGUGAAAGAUAUGCCCGACGGUAACGAGACAUUUCGGCCAGAUCUCAGCAUAUUGGAAUGUCAGGAUUAUGUGCUAUACGCCAUGUGUGAAUGUUGGAGUGAAAGACCAGAGAAACGACCGGAUUUCGGGCACAUUCGCUCGAAGCUUGCAAGACUUCGUCAAGGAAUGUAAGUAAAAC
Messenger RNA from Limulus polyphemus (Atlantic horseshoe crab), 1954 nucleotides. RefSeq names its product receptor-type guanylate cyclase Gyc76C-like. NCBI's taxonomy places the organism in Eukaryota, Metazoa, Arthropoda, Merostomata, Xiphosura, Limulidae. Gene Ontology annotation, biological process: protein phosphorylation; cGMP biosynthetic process; receptor guanylyl cyclase signaling pathway. Gene Ontology annotation, molecular function: protein kinase activity; guanylate cyclase activity; ATP binding. The record is from RefSeq and is a predicted model, not a curated record. The annotation marks the transcript as partial. The transcript is spliced from 15 exons.